AUGUAUUGGAGUGCGUGUGAAGUGAUUCGCGAAAAUACAGUAUUAUGGAUUAUUUCUUCGAAAGAAAUUUCAAUCAAUCGAUCACUGUUAUCUCGUAUGCGAUCUCUAAGAGGGCCCGAUGAUAAAUGUGUUCUAUCAAAUUGUCGAUUGGCCCAAUUAUCGGGAGGGAACAAAGUGCUACGCGUGACGCAGCAUUCAGUAGACAAAAAGGAAAGUCAGUCGAUGGAAAGAAAGGACAGCAUUGCAUUAGCAUUACCAGGACAAACGGACAUACCGGAUAACAUGGUCAAAUCCGGUACAUCAAAGCAAGCAAUUGAAAAACAACAGGAACCUAAAAAUAGCAACAUUAAAAGUGAUGAAGUAACAACAAAAGAAUUAAAACCUGAUAAUAGCGACAUUAAAAGUGAUGUGGUAAAAAAAGAACAGGAACCUAAUAGUAGCAACUUUAAAAGUGAUGUGGUCGAAAAAGAACAGGAACCUAAAAGUAACAACAUUAAAAGUGAUGUGGUCAAAAAAGAACAGGAACCUAGUAGUAGCAACAUAAAAAGUGAUGUGGCCAAAAAAGAAACUGUAAUUAUUUCGGUAGUUACUACCGCUCCAGUAGCUAACCCGAUACUAAAACACGAACGUCGGCCCAAAAAACAUAUAAAGCCUACAAAAUCACUUGAUCUAGAAGAUCAACGUAAAGAUGUUGAACACAUUUUGAACCAAACAAAAUCUGUUUACACAACUAACACAGAGAUAAACAUACUGAAUGAUGCGAAACUGACAAAGGAUAUGGUUAUAAACUCCAUCGACAGUCUAAUACUCGAUUUGACGAAUGACGAUCAAGUGGAUUUGAAAACUUCUCAACGGCCAGAGGUACAGAAAACCCACAGAGAAGGAGUUCGAAUGAAUGCUACUGCUUUAAGAAGAGAAAUGCAUAUUAAAAACAAAGAUAUAAUAUCUACAAAAUCGCAUGAUCUGGAGGAUCAGCGAGAAGAAGUGGAGUUGGGAUCAGAGAACUUUGAAUCAGUUCUGAACCUAAUAAAACCUUUAGAUACAGAUAACAAAGAGAAAAACAUAUCGAAUGAUGUAGAGACAAAGGAUAUGAUCAUAAGCUCAAUCGACAAUCUUAUGCUUAAUUUGACAAACGACGUUAAAGUGGAGUUGAAAACUUCUCAGCGGCCAUCUGUACUGAAAACCCACAGAGAAGGUGUCAGAAUGAAUGCUACGGCUUUAAGAAGAGAACUGCAUAUUAAGAACAAACAACAAAAAACUAAUGAGAACACUAAAAACAAAGUUUAUAAAUUUUAA
Molecule: messenger RNA, 1296 nt
Organism: Myzus persicae (green peach aphid)
Lineage: Eukaryota; Metazoa; Arthropoda; Insecta; Hemiptera; Aphididae
Exons: 4
Coding region: 1-1296 (431 amino acids)
Source: RefSeq, a predicted model, not a curated record